Folsomia candida is the source of this 4533-nucleotide messenger RNA. RefSeq names its product calphotin. NCBI's taxonomy places the organism in Eukaryota, Metazoa, Arthropoda, Collembola, Entomobryomorpha, Isotomidae. The transcript has a single exon. Bases 1 to 4533 code for a protein of 1510 amino acids. The record is from RefSeq and is a predicted model, not a curated record.
AUGCACAACACUUCUCCGCCCCCAGUACCACUUUCAAGUCUGGUAGACGCCGCAAACCGUAAACCAAAAACUACCAAACCACCACCCCCAAAAAGUCCGACAACUACGACGACUGUAAAACCAAACCCACCUUUAAGAAAUAUUAGCACGACAAAACCACCACCAAAUGUGACACAAAAAACCACAACAACGUUAAAGCCACAUGUAACGACAUUAACGCCCAAGAUGCACUUGCAAAGUUCGACUUUAAGCAGCAUACCGACCCUUAAGAGCACAACAUUGAAACCCGUCACAAAAAGUACGUCACCAAAACCAGUGAUACUCACGACCCCAGUGGUGCAAGUGACGCUACCAAGUAUCAAAACCACCACACCGCCGAUUAUAGUAGUAAAAUUUACGACCUUCCCUCCGACAACUAUACCCCCUCCACUCCCAGUAUUCACGACAACGCCAAAGCAAAUUACGCAAACGCCAACACAACCUGUACUAUGGAUAUCAAUGGCCCCAGUGGAAAUUACGCCUCGCCCCACAGAAUCCAUAGUGCCUCAACGCACUUCAACAUCUACAACGCCACAAAUUAUCAAAACGACCACAGUACCGAAUAUAGUGACAAAAUUUACUACCUUCCCUCCAAAAACUACACCCCCUCUAAUCCCAGUAACUCUAAAGCAAAUUUCGACUCACAUUACUGAAACACCAACACAACCGACAUCAAUACCCCCAAAGAUAAUUACGUCUCGCCCCACAGAAUCGAUGGUGCAUCAACUUACUUCAACAUCUCCUACAGUGCCACCUAUAAAAACAACAACAUUGCCGAAUAUAGUGGCAAAAUUCACGACUUUCGAACCUAAGAAAAUUACACCCCCUCCAAUCUCACUAUUCACAACAACGCAAAUUCCGACCCACAUUACUGAAACGCCAACACAACCGACAUCACUGCCCCCAAAGAUAAUUACAUCUCGUGCGACAGAAUCGAUAUUGCCUCAACCCACUUCAUUAGUUCCUACAACGCUACCACUUAUCAAGACAACCAAAUCGCCGAAUCUAGUGGCAAAAUUUACAACUUUCGAACCGAAGACGGCCACACCCCCUCCAGUCCCAGCUUUCACGACCCACAUUACUGAAACGCCAACACCAGCGGUACUACGGACAUCAAUGCCCCCAAAGAUAAUUACGUCUCGUCCCAUUGUGUAUCAACUCACUUCAACAUCCCCUACAAUUAUCAAAACAACUACAUCGCCGAAUAUAGUGCCAAAAUUUACGACCUUCCCUCCGGAAACUACACUUUCUCCAAUCCCAUUAUUCACGACAACUCCAAAGCAAAUUUCGACUCACAUUAUUGAAACGCCAACACCAGCGGUACUACGGACAUCAAUGUUCCCAACGAAAAUUACACCUCGCCCCACAGAAUCGAUAGAACAUGAACGCACUUCAGCAUCUCCUCCAAUCAGCAUAGCCCCGCCGGAACCUUUCACUCAAGCCCCAUCCCCGCCUCCAAUUCAAGUUACUGAAUCCGCACUUCAGCUUCAAAUUACUGAAGCACCACAUCCACCUCAGAUCACAGAAAUCAUGCAAGCUCGAACAACUGAAGCAUCUAUGGCAAAAGCCCCGCAGCAAAUUCCAGUUACUGAAGCACCUCGGCCUACUCCUCUUACUGAAGUUCGUCAGUUACAAAUUACUUCAGCGCCCCAGCCAACUUCAGCUACUGAAGCGCCUUCGAGAAUAAUAAUUACUUCAGCUCCGCUGCAAAUUCUAGUCACUGAACCAAGCCGGCCAAUUCCAGUCACAGAACCGUUCCCGCCAAAUCCUGUUACAGAAGCACCUCCGCAAAUUCCAACGAAUGGAGCAUUUUCGCAAAUUCCGUUUACUGAAGUGCCAAGGAAAAUUCUUGUCACUGAAGAACCCCUGCCAAUUCUUGGUACUGAUGCGCCUCCGCAAAUUCCUGCAAUGCGAGCAUUUCAGAAAAAUCCAGUCACUGAAACGCCCUCGCUAAUUCCAGUCACUGCAGCACCUCCGCCAAUUCAAAUGACUGAAACACCUCCGCCAGUUCCUAUCACUGAACCACCUCCGCAAAUUCGAGUGACUGAAACACCCCCGCAAAUUUUAGUCACUGAACCAGCUCCGCCAAUUCAAAUCAAUACAGCACCUCCGAUAAUUCCUGUCACUGAACCACCUCAGCCAAUUCCUGCUAAUGAGGCAUUUCCACAAAUUCCAUUUACUGAUGUCCCUACACCAAUUCCUGUCACUGAAGCAUCCCCGCAAAUUCCAGUCACACAACCACCUCUGCAAAUUCCUACCACUGAAGCACGUCCGCAAAUUCCAGUUACUCAAGCACCUCGGCCUACUCCUCUUACUGAAGUUCGUCAGUUACAAAUUACUUCAGCCCCCCAGCCAACUUCAGGCACUGAAGCACCUCCGACAAUUCCAGCCACCGAACCAAGCCGGCCAAUUGAAGUCAGUGAAGCGCCUCCACUAAUUCAAGUUACCGAAACCCCUCAGUUAAUCCCAGUCACAGAACCGUUCCCGCCAAUUCCUGUUACAGAGGCAGUUCCGCAAAUUCCAGCAACGGGAGCAUUUCCGAAAAUUCCGUUUACUGAAGUGCCAAGGAAAAUUCCCGUCACUGAAGCACCCCUGUCAAUUCUUGUUACUGAUGCGCCUCCGCAAAUUCCUGCAAUGCGAGCAUUUCAGAAAAUUCCAGUCACUGAAGCACCCCCGCAAAUUCCAGUCACAGAACCACAUCCACCAAUUUCAGCUACUGAAGCACCCCCCCAAAUUCCAGUCACUGAAGCACCCCCGCAAAUUCCUUUCACUGAAGCACCCCCGCAAAUUCCAGUCACAGAACCACAUCCACCAAUUUCAGCUACUGAAGCACCCCCCCAAAUUCCAGUCACUGAAGCACCCCCGCAAAUUCCUUUCACUGAAGCACCCCCGCAAAUUCCAGUCACAGAACCACAUCCACCAAUUUCAGCUACUGAAGCACCCCCCCAAAUUCCAGUCACUGAAGCACCCCCGCAAAUUCCUGUCACUGAAGCACCCCCGCAAAUUCCAGUCACAGAACCACAUCCACCAAUUUCAGCUACUGAAGCACCCCCCCAAAUUCCAGUCACUGAAGCACCCCCGCAAAUUCCAGUCACUGAAGCACCCCCGCAAAUUCCAGUCACAGAACCACAUCCACCAAUUUCAGCUACUGAAGCACCCCCCCAAAUUCCAGUCACUGAAGCACCCCCGCAAAUUCCAGUCACUGAAGCACCCCCGCAAAUUCCAGUCACAGAACCACAUCCACCAAUUUCAGCUACUGAAGCACCCCCCCAAAUUCCAGUCACUGAAGCACCCCCGCAAAUUCCAGUCACAGAACCACAUCCACCAAUUUCAGCUACUGAAGCACCCCCCCAAAUUCCAGUCACUGAAGCACCCCCGCAAAUUCCAGUCACUGAAGCACCCCCGCAAAUUCCAGUCACAGAACCACAUCCACCAAUUUCAGCUACUGAAGCACCCCCCCAAAUUCCAGUCACUGAAGCACCCCCGCAAAUUCCUGUCACUGAAGCACCCCCGCAAAUUCCAGUCACAGAACCACAUCCACCAAUUUCAGUUACUGAAUCACCCCCGCAAAUUCCUGUCACUGAAGCACCCCCGCAAAUUCCAGUCACUGAAGCACCCCCGCAAAUUCCAGUCACUGAAGCACCCCCGCAAAUUCCAGUCACAGAACCCCGUUCACCAAUUCUAGCUACUGAAGCACCCCCGCAAAUUCCAGUCACCGAAGCAGCCCCGCAAAUUCCAGUCACUGAAGCACCCCCGCAAAUUCCUGUCACAGAACCCCGUCCACCAAUUCUAGCUACUGAAGCACCUCCGCAAAUUCCUGUCACUGACGCAGCCCCGCAAAUUCCAGUCACUGAAGCAGCCCCGCAAAUUCCUGUCACUGAAGCACCCCCGCAAAUUCCAGUCACAGAACCCCGUCCACCAAUUCUAGCUACUGAAGCACCCCCGCAAAUUCCUGUCUCUGAAGCACCCCCUCCUGCUCCGCAAAUUCCAUUGACUGAAGUACCUCCGCGAAUCCAAGUAACUGAAGCAUCUCCGCCGAUUCCUGCUACGGGAACAUUUCCACAAAUUCCAUUUACUGAAGCCGCAAUUCAAGUCACGCAAGCACCCCCGCCAAUUCAACUGACUGAAGCACGGCCGCCAAUUCCAGUCCCUGGAGCACCCCCGCCAAUUCCUGUCACUGGCGUACCCCUGCCAAUUCACACGACUGAAAUCCCUAAUCAAAUUCUACCCACAGAAGCACCUCCCCCUAUUCAAAUAGCACAAACCAUACAGCAAAUUCCAACUACUGAAACACCCCGACGCAUUCAAGUCGCUGAAGCAAUCUCGCCGAUUCAAAGUACUGAAGCACCAACUUUCAAUCAUAAUACUCCAGCCCCGCUUCGAAUCCAGAUUACCGAUAGCACACCCCCAAAUCAAUUCAGCGAAGCCCCAUUACUCAUUACAAAUACUGCAGUAUUACCGUCACAAAUUAUUGGAGCACCACUGCCCCCAUAA